AUGAGACUCGCCCACCUUCACUUCCCAGGCAUCACCUCCUUCACACGGGUCUCCAAUCUGCAACAAACUCUCACCAGUCGUCUCCUCGCGCAUAAAAAGGCAGUCCUCCCUGCCACGACACCCGUCUCCGCGGCCCCCGACCCAACGAUCAUCACCUUCACUCCGAACCCAGUGUACACGACUGGCCGACGCGAUCUACCACCCUCCAAUACCUGUCCCGCAUCUCCCUCUUCCUGCAUAAAUCAUAUCUCCCUUCCGCCAUCGCUGGAACCGAUCCGCUCCCUGUUGACCUCUCCCACCGGCUCCCCGGUAGCAGAAUACCACCCCACGCUACGCGGCGGCCAAACGACGUACCAUGGGCCAGGACAGCUGGUCGCGUAUACAGUGUUCGAUUUACGCCGACUGGGUCUAACCCCGCGGUGUCACAUCCGGUUGCUGGAGAACAGUGUCAUUGAUGUUCUGCACGGAUAUGGGGUGCAUGGUCUCGUUACUGAGGAUCCGGGGGUAUGGGUGCAGCAGAGUGAGAGUGGGGGGGUAGUACCAAAGAAAAUAACCGCUGUUGGGGUGCACCUUCGUCGGAACAUCAGCUCUUAUGGAAUUGGGUUUAAUAUUACGGAGGAGCCCAUGUGGUAUUUUCAGCAGAUUGUCCCGUGCGGGCUGGAAGGGAGGGAGGCUACGAGCUUGCAGGGACAGGGUGUCGCUGGUGUGGAAGUUCAUGAGGUUGCGAAUAGGUUUGUGGAGGCAUUCGUGAAGAGGCUGAAUGCGGAUUUUGCCUGUGGUGGUAGUGCGACGGGUGAGAAAAUCGACGAGGUGUAUAACGUUCGAGAAGAAGAACUGAAAUAUGAAUGA
Aspergillus tanneri is the source of this 849-nucleotide messenger RNA. RefSeq names its product lipoyl(octanoyl) transferase LIP2 (gene LIP2). Gene Ontology annotation, molecular function: lipoyl(octanoyl) transferase activity. Bases 1 to 849 code for a protein of 282 amino acids. The transcript has a single exon. Lineage: Eukaryota; Fungi; Ascomycota; Eurotiomycetes; Eurotiales; Aspergillaceae. Gene Ontology annotation, biological process: protein lipoylation. The record is from RefSeq and is a predicted model, not a curated record. Gene Ontology annotation, cellular component: mitochondrion.